CCACGUCUGGUUUACACAGAUCUGUUGCUUGCUUUGAAUGGCGACCUUUCCCCUCAGACAGAACUAACGGAUAAGAGGAUCUGAUUGGCUAAACGCGGCGCUGAGUUUCCAGAAUGGAGGAGUGUUGUAGCUGGAGAGUGAGACCGGAAAAGCGAAUUUCAAAAUUUUCUUUAGGAACUAACGUUACUUUGAAUACCCUGUGAUACUAGGAGCUGACAGUACGACAUGCAUGCAGGUCAUGAAGCGAGUACGUACAGAGCAGUUCCAGUACACGGUUGCUCAGUACCUCAAGCGUCGGCAGUAUGUAGAAUCAGAGGGUCCCCCAAAGGGGCCGAAAUUAUCUCAGACUGCAGAGGAGAUGGCAACUAACCUCACAGUUCAAACAGAGUCAGGUUGUACCAAUUUUGUGUCUGCUGCCCCUUGUCAGGCAGACUCACAGCAGUAUGAAAUACAGUUUGGACAAUUGCGAACUUUUCUGACUGAUACAAAUGUGCAGUGGAGCCGGGAAGUGACCUCAGUGCUGUACCCCCUAUUUGUCUACCUCCACCUUGACAUGGUACACUGUGGCCUAAAAAGCUCAGUGGACAGCUUUUAUAGCCGCUUCCAUAGUAUGUUCCUGCAGGACACCGACCAGAAGGAUAUUAUAGAACAGUUGAGAACUACGCUGACAGUCCAGGAUAUCUCAUCUAAUCCAAAACUCAGAGCCUUCCUUGACAAUAAGUAUGUUGUCCACCUCACUGAUGAGGCCUACAACUACCUCCUCCGCUACCUCCAGAGUGACAAUAACACUGCUCUCUGUAGGGUUCUGGCUUCCCACAUCCAAGUGGAGGUUACUUCCACCCAGCGGACUGUCUAUCAGUUGUAUGGUAGCGGCCCCAGCGGCGUGGGGGGGUUUUCACGAGGGGAUGCCAGCAAUAACAUGGAGCCUGGGGAUGUGCCUGCUAGCAUCCUGCAGAACGAAGCCGCCCGCAACUCGUUGCAAGAGUGUAUCAAACGUGUGAAGGAUGGGCCGCCGUCACUUACCACUGUCUGCUUCUAUGCAUUUCACAACACAGACCAACUGCUCAAUUCAGCUGAGAUCUCCGCCAACAGCAAGCUAUUGGCUGCCGGCUUUGACAACUCGUGCGUCAAGUUGUGGAGCCUGCGGGCCCGGAAGCUCAAGGCAGAGCCCCACCAGGUGGACGUCUCAAGAAUCAAUUUGGCGUGUGACGUCCUUGAUGAUGAGACUGAUGAUGAAGACAGUGCUGGUACUGAAAUGAAAACCCUAAGAGGACACUGUGGGCCGGUGUACAGUACUACAUUCCUUACGGACAGCUCAGGGCUCAUCUCCUGUUCUGAGGACACAACAAUCAGAUACUGGAACCUCGGCAGUUUUACUAACACUGCUUUGUACCAGGGACAUGCAUACCCAGUGUGGGACAUUGACGUUAGUCCGUGCAGCCUUUAUUUUGCAAGUGGGUCACAUGACAGGACUGCCAGGCUUUGGACGUUUAGUCGGACAUACCCAUUGAGGCUGUAUGCGGGUCACUUGGCAGACGUAGACUGUGUCAAGUUCCAUCCCAACUCAAAUUAUAUCGCCACAGGCUCCACUGACAAAACUGUUCGGCUGUGGAGUACACAGCAAGGGAAUUCCGUAAGACUGUUCACUGGCCACCGUGGCCCUGUUUUAUCACUGGCCUUUUCACCCAAUGGGAAGUACCUGGCAUCAGCAGGGGAAGACCAGAGGCUAAAACUCUGGGACUUGGCAUCAGGUGCAUUAUUUAAAGACUUGAGGGGGCAUACCAACAACAUCACAAGCCUCUCCUUCAGUCCCGACAGUAGCUUGAUUGCCUCGGCCUCGAUGGACAAUUCUGUCAGGGUUUGGGAUAUCCGAAACACGUAUUGCAAUGCAUCUGCUGACGGCUCCUCCAGUGAGCUAGUUGGCGUUUAUACAGGACAGAUUAGUAAUGUAUUGAGCGUGCAGUUUAUGGCCUGCAACUUGCUACUAACGACUGGAACUACACAGGAAAACCAAGAACAUUAGUCUAUGGUAGAGAGAUAGUGAUGUCUAAGUGGUCUAGGACAGGUAAUAUUUAUUCUUGUGGUGGUAGGAUGUUUGCCAGACCUGAUAGGGGGAAGUUAGAAAACAGCAAAUAGAGCAUGUUUCACGGAGCCUUGGCAGAACCCUUAUCAAUUUAGUAAGUUGAAAUAGUCAAACUUAUUUUUCUUGUUUUUACGUAGGUCAUGCAGUACUAUAUUUAGUAAAGCCAGCAAGGUAUAAAUAUAAAAUAUAAAAACUGGGUAAAUGGUUUCAGAUAGAUAUAUAUGUAUAUCGGCUCCAUGUCUGUACUUAGUAAAUCAAAUGUGUUUGAAUUACAGGCAAAACUCAAUUGCUUACAAAACACAAACAGCUGGUUUAUUUUAUGUAGUCCAAGGUUGGUGCUAAUCUGGGGCUGUGAAUCCAGCCAAUAAUGUUUAAAUAAAAUAUGGAGUGUCAUUUGGGUUACCAAGAUUUACCCUUCAAAAAAAUCAAUCGUCUCAAAGUGAAAAUUCAGCAAGAUGUCCCCAUGACCUCCCCCCCCCCCCCAAAAAAAACAAAAGUGUCUGCCAAUGUGUAGUAUGUAGUAUGCCAAAGUAGUUCUGAAGAUAUUUUAAUAGCCGUCCUUAGCCCAAUCAAUCAAAGGCAUGAACUAUUUCCAUAGUUCACCAUGACCUGGAUUCUGUUACACUCAAGAAAUUGUGCUAUGGGAUGUCUGUUAGCAAUUCCAUUACAAUUGGAUGAGCAGCAUUUUCUGUUUGUUGAUGGGGACAGUAAACUCGAAGGUCUGUGUGUCAUCUUUGCUUUGUGACAAGCAAACCAACAUCCUAGUAAUGGCACUGAUCUUCUAUAAAUAUACCCAUCUAAAGUUAAGUGUUUCAAUUGUACAACAUUCUGACUGUCCCAGAUUACUGACUGUUGUAGGUUUAGGAAAUGUUUGUUUGUAAAGAAUAGGUACAACAAGGCUGUUGUUGCUAUCAGAUGAACUUGUGCUGUUUGCCAGGCCCAAAUGCUUUAAAAGAUUGUGCCUUGUGGAAUUAUUGGAUUGUAAUGAAUUGAGGACAAAUAAGCAUAAACGCCUCUGGCCCAUGUAUUGAUUUCUACCAAAAUUCUGUUCCUCAUAGGGAUGAUUCUGUACUGAAGGGUCAAUGUUAACUAAUGCUUUUUGCUCUUCUAGCACAAACUGUUCAAUUGUAAUGCACUAAGGGAUUGAAGAAGCUAACGUAGCCAGUUAGAAAAAUGAACAGGAUAUUUUGUAUGACUACUUUUGUUACCCAGUUUACAAGCUUGUGUGGUGCGUAUCUGUUGCAGUCUACAAAACAUUAUUUUUUAUUUUGGAACUGUUCAAGUUAGUACUAUUUUCCAAAGUGACUGGCAGCAUAUUCUAGUUCUUUGCAUUUCUGAAUGACUCAUUUUUGUAUUGAAAUUUCUAUUAAAAUGUCUUGCAUUUUUAAAAAUA
Messenger RNA from Acipenser ruthenus (sterlet), 3476 nucleotides. It is a transcript of the gene taf5l, whose product is annotated as TAF5-like RNA polymerase II, p300/CBP-associated factor (PCAF)-associated factor. Gene Ontology annotation, molecular function: protein binding; transcription coactivator activity. Gene Ontology annotation, biological process: regulation of DNA-templated transcription. Gene Ontology annotation, cellular component: histone acetyltransferase complex; nuclear protein-containing complex. The transcript is spliced from 5 exons. Bases 230 to 2023 code for a protein of 597 amino acids. The record is from RefSeq and is a predicted model, not a curated record. Lineage: Eukaryota; Metazoa; Chordata; Actinopteri; Acipenseriformes; Acipenseridae.